AAAAUUUUCAAAACCUUAACUGAAGACCGCUGGUAAGAGAAGAACUGAACGCCGCUGAGCCUCUCGCCGUCGCCGGAACCUCUCGCCGCCGCCGCUAUCAGUCAACACUUGCCGUGGCCGUCUGCGCUGAAGUUUAGAGAUUUAAGGAGGCAUGUUUUAUCUGAGUGAAAUAGAACACAAACUGAGGUUGCCACCUCAUCUCCUAAACCUUCCACUUAAUGAAGCAAUCAAAGGAGAGCUUGAGGGUCUCUUCGUGGAUAAGGUUAUUGCAAAUUUGGGCCUCAUCAUAUCUAUUUACGAUAUUCGCUCCAUAGAUGAUGGUUUUAUCUAUCCAAGUGAAGGUGCCUCCACAUAUACGGUCAAGUUUAGACUGAUAGUGUUUCGCCCAUUUGUAGGAGAAGUAAUAACUGCUAAACUCAAAGAGUCCAAGGCAGAGGGUUUGCGCUUGUCACUUGGAUUUUUCGAUGACAUUUAUGUACCCGCACCUCUAUUGCCAGAUCCAUCACGUUCUGAGCCUGAUCCUGAAAACAAGAACCAAGUUAGGUGGAUAUGGAAGUUUGAUGAACUAGAUUAUCCUAUUGAUGGCGUAGAUGAGAUUAGGUUCCAAGUCCAUAAUGUUAGUUAUCCAUCAAUGCCUCUUGAGCAAGAUAAAGAUUCAAAGCCAUUUGCACCAAUGGUCAUAAAGGGAUCUCUUGAUGCUGAUGGUCUAGGACCAAUUUCAUGGUGGAUAUAGCAGAAUUGUUGUAUAAUCUUGACUAAGGAACUAUACAACUAUAUUUUUUUUGAUAGAGAGAAAAACAGUGAUUGUAAUUUUGACAUCAUGAGAGAGCAGCAAAAUGAGCUAGAAGAGCCAUUUUCAAGUAGUGUUCGAUUGAUCAGAUUGAUUGGUCUGAGUUUAUCGACACAAAAGAUUUGUCUAAGUCACUUCGAUAGAAAGGAAGGAAUAGUUUGUAUAUUUCGUUGGGGAUUUCUGAGAAAAAAUAUU
Molecule: messenger RNA, 985 nt
Organism: Solanum stenotomum
Lineage: Eukaryota; Viridiplantae; Streptophyta; Magnoliopsida; Solanales; Solanaceae
Exons: 8
Coding region: 152-733 (193 amino acids)
Biological process (GO): DNA-templated transcription; transcription initiation at RNA polymerase III promoter
Cellular component (GO): RNA polymerase III complex
Source: RefSeq, a predicted model, not a curated record